Messenger RNA from Momordica charantia (bitter melon), 4386 nucleotides. Its product is annotated as binding protein. Gene Ontology annotation, cellular component: condensin complex; condensed chromosome, centromeric region. Gene Ontology annotation, molecular function: histone binding. The record is from RefSeq and is a predicted model, not a curated record. NCBI's taxonomy places the organism in Eukaryota, Viridiplantae, Streptophyta, Magnoliopsida, Cucurbitales, Cucurbitaceae. Gene Ontology annotation, biological process: meiotic chromosome condensation; mitotic chromosome condensation.
CAGACGACGGCGAUACCGUCGAACGCUCAAAACUUCACAGCCAUGGAGGACGCCAUAUCCCGCAUUAUCACGGAGCUCGAACAAGUCCGCCAUUUCGACGACUCCACAAAUCUCCACUCCCAUCCUCCGCCGCCGCUCUCCGAUUCCGCUCUCUUCGAUCUUCAGAGCUUGUCCGACAACUCACCCGGCACCGAUGAACAAGAACCACUCGACCGCCUCUACGAGGACCUCUCCGCCAAAUCUCUCUCUCCCUCCUCUCUCGUCCGCGCCAUCGCCUCCGCCAUGGACGAGCCUUCCUCUCGCAUUUCCAUCUUAGCCUCUAGAGUCUAUCUGUGCCUUAUUCUAGCCCCAAAUGCGCCGGUUUUUACACUGUUCAAUCCGAUGGAUUUUCUCUCGUUUCUCCGGUCUAUUCGGCGACUCUUGAAGCAUCGACCGCGGGAUCCACCGGAUGAGGAUAAUCCAAAUCAGGAGUCCAAUGCUCCCAAACGGAAGAGGAAGGGCGGUGUUAAGGUUAUGGGUUUGAGGAAUUGUUCUCAGAGGCAGAGUUUGAAUAGUGGAGGCGACGAUGGUGCGUUCGAUGCUAGAGUUUUGUAUCCGGUGCUUGAGAGGUUAGAGACUUUGAUGGGUUUGAUUCAUUUAGAUCGAUUUCCGGAUAGUUUGAAGUCUUUGGUUGAAACAGUAAUUGACAUCCCGGUUUUGGCACUUGAAGUAUGCACUAAUUUAAGCAUCUAUAGUAAGUUAACCAAUUUAUGUUCGCGGAUUUUGAGUGCAACGUUGCGUCCCGAGCAUGGGGAUAUGGCUAAUACAGCCGCUGAGGUGAUAAAGUCUCUGUCACCGUUGAUUCUUCAUCACAAAGAUCAGGCGCGAACAUUUGCAUUGGGGUUUGUGACUGUUCAAAUAGUGAAUGUGGCAAAUGAAUCCGAUGGAGUUAGGAACGCUCUGGUGAAUCUUCCAAGGUAUUUGGUUCAGAAGGCACCAGAGAAAUCCGAGCCUCGUGGUCUAGCUGUAGAUUCAAUAAUGGAGGUUGUUAAAGUGAUGGAAUUCAAGGAUCAAAUUGGGUUUGUGGAUUAUGUAGUGAAGAUGACACGAGGGAAGUCUAAUCUUAGGCUGUUAGCUGUUGAUCUUAUAUCAAUGCUUAUAACGUCUUUGAGUGAUCCGCUGGCUGUUGAUUCGGGAAGCGAACUGAAGGAUUCAUGGGGUUAUGAGUGCUUGGUAGCAUUGAUUCAGCGUUGUUCAGAUGCGGGUGCUGCAAUUCGUGCUCGGGCACUAUCAAACUUAGCACACCUUGUGGCGUUCUUAUCUGAGAAUGACAAGAAUAAGGCCUUAUUGAAGGAAGUGUUGGGGUCUGAUGGCAGAAAUUUCAGAACGGAUGGAAGUGGAAUUCUUGAUCUUUUGCGAAAACGGUGUGUGGACGAGAAGGCAGCAGUUAGGAAGGCUGCAUUGUUUCUGGUUACCAAGUGCACAGCCCUGCUGGAUGGAGCAAUGGAUGGAGAUAUGCUGAAGACUGUGGGAAUUGCUUGCUCAGACCCACUUGUUAGCAUACGGAAAGCUGCAAUGUCAGCUCUUUCUGAGGCCUUCCGUAGAUUCCCAGAUGAAAGUGUAAUUGUCGAGUGGCUACAAUCUGUUCCACGUUUAAUUGCUGAUAAUGAAUCUAGCAUUCAAGAAGAGUGUGAAAACUUGUUUCAAGAGCUAGUACUAGACCGGUUGUCUAGUGUUGGAUCCUCAAGUUUACCCUGUGAUGGAUCAAAAACCAUUGAUUCAAAUAGGGAAUUUGAGUUGUUAUUUCCUGAAAGAGUAUUGGAUCUUCUUAAAGAGAUAAGUCAUUCAGAGGUAAUGCCUUGGGUAAAGAAAGUUUGUGCUAACUUGGGGAAAAAAAAUCGAUUAAAGCGCACAAUUUCUGUUUCACUUCAGACAAUUAUAAAGACAUCUGAAUCUUUUUGGUUAAGCCAUUCUUUGCCCCCAGAGAAGUGGACAGCUCCCCCGGGUGCCUGGUUCCUGAUAUCGGAAGUAUCAGCUUAUCUUGUGAAGGCAGUUGACUGGGAGUUCCUUCACCAUCACUGGAAACUCCUUGAUAAUCAUGGUAGGACUGCGUUUCAGUGUUCAGUGGCUCCAGCAGGUGUAUUCGAAGACGAAAACAGUCCGGAGUCAAAUUCCAUUGCGUGGGCUCGAGAUCGAGUUUUUCUCUUGCAAACCAUCUCUAAUGUUUCUCUUGAGCUGCCUCCUGAACCUGCAGCAGAUUUGGCUCACGAAUUGCUUAAAAGAAUCGAAGAGUUCAGCAUGCAUUCAACAGAGGUGAAUGCUCACGUAAAAACACUUAAAACAUUGUGCAAGCGAAAGGCUUCGCAAUCUGCUGAAGCCGAUGCCCUCAUCCUAAAAUGGGUAAACCAGCUGCUUUCUAAAGCCUCUCACAUAUUGGAGAAGUACAUAUCUAAGCAUGCAGAAGCAAAAAAAGAUGUGAACUUCAUAACACCACCUCCUAAAAGUGGUAGUAGAAUGGGGAAGAAAGCAACUGCGAAGAGCAAGGUCUUGUCACAAGCAAUUACUGCAGUUUACACCAUUGGCUCUUUGAUUCUCAUCUGUCCAUCUGCUGAUAUGACUACCAUCAUACCACUGCUCCACACCAUUAUCACUUCUGGUAACCGUGAUCCCAAAUCGAAUAAACUACCGAUACAAACAGUAUCUCUAAAGGAAAUUGCCCCUUCUUUAUACGUUCAAGCAUGGUUGACAAUGGGAAAGAUUUGCCUUGCUGACGAGAAGCGUGCAAAGAGUUACAUUCCUCUAUUUGUACAGGAGCUUGGAAAUAGUGACUGUGCGGCUCUUCGCAACAACCUUGUUAUCAUGAUGUCUGACUUUUGUGUACGCUAUACCGCUCUAGUUGAUUGCAACCUUAAAAAGAUAACAAAGUGUCUUCGCGACCCUUGUGAGCUUGUCAGAAGACACACAUUUAUACUUCUAUCAAGAUUACUACAGAGAGACUAUGUGAAAUGGAGAGGGAUUCUGUUUCUUCGAUUUCUCUUGUCACUGGUUGAUGAAUCAGAGAAGAUUCGUCAACUAGCAGAUUUCCUUUUCGGGAACAUCCUAAAAGUGAAGGCGCCACUUUUGGCCUACAACAGUUUUGUAGAAGCAAUUUAUAUCCUGAAUGACUGUCGUGCCCAUUCUGGACAUAAUGAUUCGAAGGCUUCACGAGCUGAGAGCCGGCUAUUCUCCAUUCGAGGUAACGAUGAACGGUCGAGGUCCAAGAGAAUGCACAUUUAUGUUUCUUUGCUAAAACAAAUGGCUCCCGAACACCUUUUGGCCACUUUUGCCAAGUUAUGUGCAGAGAUUCUUGCUGCAGCAUCAGAUGGUAUGCUUAAUAUAGAUGAUGCCACUGCACAAUCUGUUCUGCAGGACACCUUUGCUAUUCUUGCUUGUAAAGAGAUCCGAGUAUCGGUAAAUCGUGGAUCAUCAUCAGAGUCUGCUGAUGCAGAUGAGGAAGGAGGGGACAGCGGAGCAGCAUCUGCAGCUACUGCCAGAGGAAGGGCCAUAACUCAGGCAGUGAAAAGGAGUCUCAUCCACAACACCGUCCCCAUCUUCAUAGAGUUGAAAAGACUAUUGGAAAGCAAGAACAGUCCCCUUAUAGGUUCCCUGAUGGAAUGUCUUCGAGUUCUUCUCAAAGACUACAAGAACGAAAUCGACGACAUAUUGGUAGCCGAUAAGCAGCUUCAAAAGGAACUCCUCUACGACAUCCAAAAAUACGAAGCAGCAAAGGCGAAGUCGACCGUCGCGGAGGCUGUCAACGAGAUGCAGAAGUCGACCAGCUAUCUUUCUCCGGAGGUUCCUCCUCAUGCCAGAAGCUCCAUGAACAAGUUAGCCAAAAAGCUCAAAAAAGACUCGAAAGUUGCUUCAGCCAUUGCUGAUGCAGCGGCUGCAGCCACAGCGAGGACUGUACUGGAGGAGGUGAAUAAAGGGGCUUUGACACCGCCCCUCAGUUCUCUAAGUUUGCCUAAACUCAAGUCUCGUACAGGAGGAAACAAUACCAGAAAUGCCUUGCACUUGGAUGUGAUUGAAUCUUUGAGGAAACGGCAGUCUUUUGAGUCUGAUGAAGAAAACUGAUGUGCAUAGCCUAACAGGUAAUAUAGUGAUAUAGCUACAAAAUUAGUGGAGUUUUGUAUGUAUCAUAUGAUUAUUAUUAUUAUUAUUUUCUUCUGUUUAAUGGGGGCCUAGUUGAAUGGUUAGAAGUAUUGGCCAAUGGCAUUGGCAUCCAUGUUUGAGGUGGGAAAUCUUCGAUUUGAUUGAGGUUGUCGAGCUCAGAAAUAAGAAUAAACUUCAAAUCUAAGUAGAGUUGGAGGAGUGUGAAGAAUGUAUUCCCCAUCUUCAUCUUAUUAGAAGUAAGUCGUUAUUUUUUAA